This is a messenger RNA of Stomoxys calcitrans (stable fly), 2623 nucleotides long. It is a transcript of the gene mab-21, whose product is annotated as protein mab-21. The coding region runs from base 388 to 1485 and encodes 365 amino acids. The transcript has 2 exons. The record is from RefSeq and is a predicted model, not a curated record. NCBI's taxonomy places the organism in Eukaryota, Metazoa, Arthropoda, Insecta, Diptera, Muscidae.
GAAACUCAGUCAACAUUUAGAACUUGACGACGCGUGAACGUGGUGGAGAAGUAAUUGUGUGUGACGUCGCGUGUUUUGUUGUUUUUCUCUUGGUGGUACCCAAGUCGUCGUGUUUGUCAGAGAAAAAAAACACCGCCAACGCGUCCAAAAAAAAGUGUUAAAGAAAACAAAUUUUAAGCGCACAAAAUAUAAUAUUUAACAAAUUUGUUAAAAAGUUAUUGAUUUAAAAAGCCAAAACAUAUUGUAAAAAAGAAAAAUUUAUGGCAUACCUAUAGAUAAAAACGAAAGAAUUUAAAGAAAACCUAGUUUAAAGUGUUUAAAAGUUCCUAUUAGCAUUAAAAUCUAACUAAACAAAAGAGCAAGUGUAUUGAAGAAGAAAAGCUCAGCAUGCUGGUGCCGUCGGAUAUGAUAGCGGCCCAAUCCAAGAUGGUCUAUCAGAUGAACAAAUACUGUGCUGAUCGCGUGCAGACGCGAAAAGCUCAAAUUCACAAACAAAUACUCGAGGUGUGUCGCAUUGUACAGGAUGUCCUCAAGGAGGUGGAGGUGCAGGAGCCACGCUUCAUUUCCUCCCUCAAUGACUACAAUGGCCGCUUCGAGGGCCUUGAGGUUAUAUCACCUACAGAAUUUGAAAUCAUCAUCUACCUCAAUCAAAUGGGUGUCUUGAAUUUCGUCGAUGAUGGCACCCUGCCCGGUUGUGCUGUGCUUAAGUUGAGCGAUGGCCGCAAACGUUCCAUGUCUUUGUGGGUUGAAUUCAUAACAGCUUCAGGAUAUUUGUCGGCACGCAAAAUACGCUCCCGAUUUCAAACGCUGGUGGCCCAGGCCUGUGAUAAGUGUGCCUAUAGGGAUAUAGUGAAAAUGAUAGCCGAUACCACAGAGGUGAAAUUGCGCAUACGCGAAAGGAUUGUGGUGCAAAUAACGCCUGCAUUCAAAUGUGCCGGUCUGUGGCCGCGCUCUGCCUCACAUUGGCCCAUACCGGGCAUACCAUGGCCGCAUCCCAAUAUAGUGGCUGAAGUUAAGACUGAAGGAUUCGAUAUGCUUUCCAAGGAAUGUGUGGCGUUGCAGGGUAAAAAUUCUGCCAUGGAGGGCGAUGCCUGGGUGUUGAGUUUCACAGAUGCCGAAAAUCGUUUGCUGCAAGGUGCCAGUCGACGACGUUGCCUAAGUAUUUUGAAAACCCUGCGUGAUCGGCACUUGGAUUUGCCCGGCAACCCUGUCACCUCGUAUCACCUAAAGACACUGCUGCUGUACGAGUGUGAGAAACAUCCACGCGAAAUGGAAUGGGAAGAGAAUUGCAUUGCCGAUCGCAUCAAUGGCAUCUUUUUGCAAUUGAUUUCGUGUCUGCAGUGCCGACGUUGUCCCCACUAUUUUUUGCCCAACAUGGAUUUGUUCAAAGGUAAAUCGCCGGGUGCUUUAGAAAAUGCCGCCAAACAAGUUUGGCGCUUAACACGUAUCAUGCUGACCAAUGUGCGAUGUUUGGAGGAACUGUAAGCUAGCCAGCAACAGAUAGUCAGUCUGUUGCGGUUUGAAUUGCCAGCCUAGUUUUGCCGAUGGGACUGCAGACUGAUAUGAGUUGUUUUGCGAAUAAAAAGCAAAUCAACUAUGAGACAAGACAUAAAAGCAGGGGCAACUAACAACAACCGAAAAGAAGUGAAUACAAAGAUUAAUAACACAUGUUAAAAUGUUUAAUUGUAAAAUAGUUAAAACAAAUCACCCAAAAAAAGAAAACGAAACAUUAACUGAUACAUACACAUAUAAUGCUUAUUUAUAAUUUAUUUUUACUUAUGUAUGUAGUUCUGCUAUUAAGUUAAUGUACUGUAUUUUAUACAGUACAUCGUAAUAUUGUAUUUUUACUAUGAGUUUAACUUUAUGUAGCCUUAGUUCUAUGCCUGUCUGACAUUGUUAGCCAUUUAAGUUCUUAAGACAUUUUAGAAACCAGUGAAUAUAGAAACAGUUGAUACCCAGAGCAAAAUAUCUUCUGGGGUUGAUUUCAAAGCAUUUCUUUUUAGAAAAGAGAGGGAGAGAGUUGGUUUCCAAAUAAUUAGUUCAUCUCCAUGUAGAUAACUUUAAAUGGGUUAUGUGGCCGGUACGAAAAACCUUCUUUGGAAGCAGCAGAAGGUUCAUCGGUGGUAGAUAAGGUUUCAGUGGCAAUUGUUAAACAGACUUAUGUUGAUACUUCAAUCCAUUGUGAUACCACAUGAAGAUGCCUUCUGGUUCCUACUGUUAAUCAAACCAUAUUGCUUAUAAGCCCACCGAUUUCAGUUGCCUUGAAAUAUGUAAGGUGUAUAUAGGCCUUGUCCCAGUUCUUCAGAGAGUAGCCCAAAGCCCACAUAGUUGUGCAGUUCAUACUACAUAACAAUCUGGUAUGUACGCACCAUCACUGAGUCGAUAUUGAUUGUAAACAGUUCAAAUAGCAUUUCAUAGGCACCUGCUGCCUUGUUAUUCUUCAUCUGUGUAACUGCUAUUCGAUUACUUCGAGCCUAAAACUUGUUUUUCCCCGAACCGAACUCUCUGCUCUCUUUUUUGCAAACAUUUAUAGUUUUAGUUUAUUCAUAAAAAAACAAUUAUCCUGUACAUGAAAUCCCAAAAAUUAUUAUUUAGAAUAUUUAAAAAAAGAAAACAUUAUUAG